Messenger RNA from Ceratosolen solmsi marchali, 2153 nucleotides. RefSeq names its product phosphatidylinositol 4-kinase II alpha. Gene Ontology annotation, cellular component: endosome; plasma membrane; trans-Golgi network. The transcript is spliced from 8 exons. The coding region runs from base 575 to 1978 and encodes 467 amino acids. Gene Ontology annotation, molecular function: 1-phosphatidylinositol 4-kinase activity. Gene Ontology annotation, biological process: Golgi organization; phosphatidylinositol phosphate biosynthetic process; endosome organization. The record is from RefSeq and is a predicted model, not a curated record. Lineage: Eukaryota; Metazoa; Arthropoda; Insecta; Hymenoptera; Agaonidae.
UCUCUCUCUCCUUCUUUAUCAUCUCAAAACUCAAAGUAAAUUCACUUUCUUUUGCGCGCCGGACGGACGACUAAUAACGCGCACAUAAAGGAGCUGCAGUCGCUUUUCGAAACAGUCCGCGACGGAGAGAAUAUUAAAAUGGCCGUCGUGGAAAAAUUGUGUGAUCAGCUGAGAGUCUCCUCCGCUGUGAUGACGGCUCGCAAUUACUGGUGAUACGACAUACGAUAAUUCGUAUCGGUACGUCAUUUAUCAUCGGCGGGGGCACACUCGCGAAUGCUUUUGUGUCGAUCAUUGCCUAGGAUAUUCCGGAGAUGACGGACAGAUAGUAAUGAAUUUUUUAUUCUCAUGCUUAUCCGCUUUCGCCGAACGCUACCUCGCAGCAACGUCAUUCCACGCGUAUGUCGACUGAGCAGGUGGAAGGAAAAUGUCUUUGAGCGAAUAGAAUGACAAGUAUUUGGGAUUUGUUUGAUAGUAUCGUUAUUUGGUGAUAGAUUAAGUGGAACCUUGUGUGAAAGUUGCACAGUCACUCGAUAAUUUGGAAUUGCAACCAACUUUUAAGAGGACGUUGGCUGUAAUGAGCGACUCAGAACAGCGUCAACUGCACGUGCCUUAUCGAGAAUAUAAUAGUCACAAUAGUACAAAUUCUGUGACGUUAAUCGAAACCGAUGCUCUCGUUGAUUUAUCAGUAACACCAAGUAAUAACGUAAGUUUGUCUAACGGUGAUUCAGUGGCCGUAUUACCAGAAGUUGAAUUUGCUCCUACCUUAAGCAUUGAUCAACCACUGAUCAUCGAUUCUCCUGCAAUGGAUCGAGAGAAUCAGCCUCUUCUUGGUCGAUUAGAGCUGGAUGUCACGUUCAAUCGCUUUCCAGAUGAUCCACAAUUUUCAGACUUAGUAUGGCAAGCGGAAUGUGCAAUUGAUAAUGGAAUAAAUCCCCAAAGAAUAUAUCAAGGCUCCAGCGGAAGUUACUUUAUUAAAAACCUGACAGGAAAAAUAAUCGGCGUUUUCAAACCGAAAGAUGAAGAACCUUACGGUAGACUCAAUCCCAAAUGGACAAAGUGGAUGCAUAAACUGUGCUGUCCAUGUUGCUUCGGCAGAAGCUGCUUAAUUCCAAAUCAGGGUUACCUGAGCGAAGCAGGGGCUAGUUUAGUUGAUCGAAAACUAGGCUUAGGAGUUGUACCAAAUACCAGAGUUAUUAAGCUUGUCAGUAAAACAUUCAAUUAUGUGAGAAUCGAUAGAGAAAAAGCUCGAAUGAAGCAAGCCAUACUCGACCAGUUUCCGGCAGUGGCCUCACAUUUUAAUAGAAUAGGUUUGCCGCCGAAAAUCGGUUCUUUUCAACUGUUCGUCGACGGUUACAAGGAUGCCGAUUACUGGCUUCGUCGGUGGGAAAGUGACCCGCCACCGCCACAUUUGGCAAAUCAAUUUCAACUUCAAUUCGAACGUCUAGUUGUUUUGGAUUACAUUAUCAGGAAUACGGAUAGAGGUAACGAUAACUGGCUGAUAAAGUACAGCUCAAAUUCGAAUAAGAACGGAACCGAGGGAGAAGUGAAAAUUGCUGCCAUAGAUAACGGUUUAGCCUUUCCGUUUAAACACCCAGAUUCGUGGCGUGCAUAUCCUUAUCAUUGGGCUUGGCUUAGUCAAGCAAAAUUACCUUUCAGUGAAAGCACUCGUGAAUUAGUCCUCCCGCAACUGUCUGAUCAGAAUUUUGUCCAAGACUUGUGCGACGAUUUAUAUCAGUUAUUUAAGCAAGAUAAAGGAUUCGAUCGACAUCAUUACGAUAAGCAGAUGAGCGUCAUGAGGGGUCAGAUAUUAAAUCUGCAGCAAGCACUGAAAGAUACCAAGAGUCCUGUACAGCUUGUUCAAAUGCCCGCUGUCAUUGUCGAAAAAGCCAAAGGAAAUGGAGCACCCCGGCUGUUCUCAUUUUCGGACACUUUUACCCAGCGCUUCCAAAAUAAAAGUCCAUUUUUUUCCUGGUGUUGAUCAAUCUACCAAGCUUACGUUAUUUUACUCCCGCCUAUUGCCGCACCUCUCCAAUUACAUUUCCUUCCCGCCACCUCCAUUUGUCUUUUACGAGAGUCCGAAUUAGUGUCAUAAUGUCGGAAAAGUGUAUUUAAUUUUCUUAUAACAUUAAGGAUUAUUAGCUCUAUGUAAUAUU